Messenger RNA from Rotaria socialis, 3210 nucleotides. NCBI's taxonomy places the organism in Eukaryota, Metazoa, Rotifera, Eurotatoria, Philodinida, Philodinidae. The record is from the annotation of a GenBank genome assembly.
AUGCUGAUUAUCACUAUUGCAUUUCUACAAUCAUUUAUUUCAAUUACUAACCAACAACAAUACCAGGUUGAAUUUAAAUUAACUUCUUUUGGCAUGAAAUUUCAAUAUCCUAAUAUUAGUGAUCUUUAUUCGGUUCAGUCAAAUGUUUUUUCAACUAUUCGCUGUGCCAUGACCUGCUCAGUUGCGCAAGAAUGUCAAACAUUUGAUUAUGACACUUCAUCUAAUGUCUGCCGCCUAUUUUCUAUUUGGUCCUAUCAAGGUACAAUUGUUGCAUCGACAUCAUCAACUUCACGAGUGGGUUAUAUAGAACAAACAAUUGGCCUUUAUUCGUUAUAUGGGAAAUCAUGUAAUUCGUCAAGUGAUAUCAAUCGAUAUUUAUUAUGUACAAGUGAUAAUCUUUGGUCCUGUCGAGCCCAACUGGUGUAUAAUGGAUCAGUUUGUCAAAGUGAUGUUGCCUAUAGUUACACUACAGUAAGCUAUCAACAAGAAUGUUUACAGAAUCAAACAAUGGUAUGGAAUGGAACAAGUUGUUCACCAGCUGUCGUAACAUCACUUAAUUGGAACGCCACUGGUAUAACUGUAGCUGGUGUAACUGGCGUUUCUGGCAGCACUCCAAAUAAACUAAAUCAACCUUGGGGUUUAAAUUUUGAUCCCAACGGUACACUCUACAUUGUAGAUCAAUAUAACUUCAGAGUUCAGAAGUGGCUCAGAGGUGCCACCAAUGGAACAACAGUAGCGGGGCAACCCAACAGCACUCUUGGCAACGGGCCUUCGCUUUUACAGACACCUCAAGGUGUUGUCGUCGAUUCCAAUAGAAAUGUUUAUGUGGCAGAUACUUUUAAUCACAGAGUUCAAUUAUGGCCAUAUGGUGCUUCAUCUGGUAUAAUGGUGGCCGGGACAGGUUAUAGCGGUUCCGCAAACAAUCAACUACAUUUCCCUCGGGAUAUAACAAGGGAUCCAACUACUGGCACAUUGUACAUAUCGGAUAAUUGGAAUCACCGGAUUAUGAGGUACCUUGUCAAUGCAUCGUCGGGUACUGUAGUUGCUGGAGGAAAUGGACCAGGUACAAAUAGUACACAGUUAAAUUAUCCGAUGGGUAUAUAUUUGGAUGUAACAUCAAAUAGUCUAUACAUUGCCAAUUAUUAUUCUAAUAAUAUUGUUCGUUGGGUAAUCGGCGCUACCAGUUGGACAUUAGUUGCAGGUAAUAUCAACGGCAUGAGUGGUAAUUCGUCAACAAUGCUGUUUUCUCCGUAUGAUGUUGAAAUCGAUUUCAUGGGCAAUAUUUACGUGACUGAUACCUCUAAUUAUAGAAUCCAGUUUUUUCAAGCUGGCUCAAUGAAUGGUACAACAGUAGCAGGCAUUACUGGAGUUUCCGGUUCUGACGCUUAUCACUUUGUUUCCCCAUAUGCUCUAAAACUUGAUUCUCAACUUAAUUUGUACGUAACGGAUUAUGUUAAUUCCUUAAAACGUAUUGAUUAUUUAAUAUUAGAACAAUGUCGUUAUGAUAUUUGUGUUGGAGCUCCAGUUGUUCUAUUAUUUGCAUUACCAAUAAUUGACUAUAGUGCACCUCUAAUUGCAAUUAUCCCUCCAAAAUAUCUUCCAUCAACAUUAAUUAUGUCUAAACAAGAGCAAUCACAAGUUGAAAACAUUCGUCAAAACACCAGUAACAUAAUGGCAGCAAAGUAUGCUUGUCCUGACGAAGCAGACAACAAACACGAUCGUUUUUUGGACGUAGAUCAUGAACCUCGAAGAAUGCUACAACCCAUUGAAGGAUAUCAAAAACUACCACUACUUACGUUAGAGAAAGCGGUUGAACCGAUUGUAUUUUGUUGUCCUGACAUUAUGCGGCGUGCCUUUGUAGCUAUGUCGAACUGUGAAAAUCCAGCUGAUGGAUUAGAUCAAAAUGAAUCAGCCGCGAUUUUUCUCUACACGAUGGAAUGGGAACCAAUAGAAGAAUGCCUUUAUUAUGCUCUUAAUAAAACAUUACGUACUGAAAAUCGACAAAAACUGAAACCUUGGUAUUCUUAUUUGAAACUAAUUCUUAGUGCACUCCAGAAACUUCCACCACAGAAACUAACAAUAUGGCGUGGUGUUACACUCGAUCUCAGUCAACAAUAUGAAAUUGGAAAGCUCUACGUAUGGUGGGUAUUCUCAUCAUGCGCUCGGUCUACUUCUGUUCUUGAAUCGGAGCAAUUUCUUGAUGAAAUUCUUCUUUUACCUGCAACACAAUUCGAAGUUAUUAGUAAACUAAAACCUUCGAUUGAUCUUCAAAUUAUUCAUUUGAAACAAGUUGAUUCGCCAUUUCCUCUUAUUGAACUACCUAUAAAGAAUAUGACCACGAGCCAGACAUCUCAUUGCGAGAAAGACGAGGAACAGGUAUCUUGCACUUAUCAAAAUGAUAAACUUGAAAAGCUAAUUUGUUCAAUGACUAAUGACGUUGAUCUUGAAGGACAAGGAUUAAUCGAUAAUGACAUUCCGAUUGUUAUAAAGCUAGCUAUUAAUGAUAGGAAAUGUUUGUAUCUCAAUCUUAAUACAAACAAAAUCACGGACGAAAGAGCUCAAUAUCUUGCAGAGAUGCUUGCGUCGAACCCGUCGUUAUCAAUAUUACAAAUAACAGGAAAUCAAAUUACGGAUACUGGUGUUCAUUGGAUCACUCAGGCACUACGCAAUAACACCAAAUUAACUUACCUCAGUCUCACCAACAAUAAAAUGACUCACAAAGGGGCACAGUUUCUAGCCAACGCACUACAAGCAAACUCGUCACUAAAUCGCCUUUGCAUAGGUAACAAUCCCAUCGGUGAUACCGGUGUUCAAUAUAUUGCCGAAGUUUUAAGUAAAAAUAGAGUGAUAAAAGUUCUUCACAUCGGUUUGUGCCAAAUAUCUGAUAAGGGAAUGAUUUAUUUGGCUGAAAUGCUUAAACAGAAUGACACUCUCGCUGGUCUUCGUCUGAGCACCAAUCCUCUAACAGACAACGGAGUAAAUGUGAUAAUGGAUGCCUUGUGCAACAACCAUGAACUAAGUGAAUUGAAUGUCGAGUGCGGAGAAAUGACCGGAAAAUGCAUGAAAGAUAUACAAAACAUGUUAAAACACAACAAAACAUUAAUUAAAUUAAAUGUACUUCAAAAAUUAUUCACAAAUCAAGAGCAAGAUCAACUUCGAUCGACGGCAACCACAAUAGCAAAUUGUCAAAUUCACUUCCGUGCAGACUAA